GAUGAUGAGAAGGAGGACCCGGGUAAGCCGGAGAACUCCUCCGGCCCGGAGAACCUCGAGACUCCGAUCAUCAUGGUGAAGACGGCCUGCGGAGAUUAUCAUAAUCUCGGGUUAGAUACUCAGGGUCAGGCGUAUAGUCUACCCAGUCCUAUCAAUGUUUCAUCGUUCCCGGGAGCACCCGCACUUAAGGUGACUGAUAUAGCUUGUGGGAAGGAGCACUGUAUGCUUCUCACGGAGACAGGACAAGUUUUCUCUUGGGGCGGGGGGACCAGAGGACAACUUGGACACGGGACUUUGUCCUCAGAGGACAAACCGAGGCUCAUCAUGGCCCUAGACGGGAUGAGGAUAAAAAAGAUUGCCGCCGGAGGUUGGCACAGUGCCGCUAUCUCGGAGUAUAACGAUCUCUACAUGUUUGGUUGGAACGAAUCCGGUCAGUUGGCACUGCCGACGAAUUUAGCGCGGCCGGCCGAAUGUUUUUCGGCCGUUGAAAAGCUUCUUAUGGCGUGUUGUACAAUGCAGGCGGAGGACGCAGCUGUUCCCCGGGGAGAUACAGAGGAUGCUGAGGUCUAUAGGAAACCUGGAGAGGAGGACAGCAUCUGUCAACUCAUGGACCCGGAGAAGGAAGGAUUAAGCUGCUAUGCCCCAGCUGCUUGUGAGAAUUCUAAUGAGUACGUGAUGGUUCAACCUGUUCCUAUUCUAGUCAACAUUAGCGGGAAGAAUGGUACUGAGAACUCUGUGCUUGAUGUUGGGUGUGGGUCCAGGCACACUGUUUGUUUAACUAUGGGGAAUAAUCUGUGGUCCUUUGGUUGGAAUAAAUACGGACAGCUUGGUCUGGGGGAUAAUAAAUCCAGGGAUAAUGUCUGCAAGGUUCCUCUUCCCAAAGCUAUUAACAGAUUCAGUGAGAUAAGAACAGUGCGAUGUGGAGAUUGGGGAACUGUCAUCCUAGUUCACAACGGCAAGAAGAAUAAAUAAAAUCGCCAUUUUGGUUCAACCCGCCAUAUUGGAUCGUCAGCCAUUUUGGCUCCCCUUGCAUUUUAACCGCGGCAUUAGCGGCCAUAAAUUUAUAAACUGGCAUGAAAUUUGAAAAUCACCAUUCUCUGAUUUUGAGAGCUCUACACUCAAAAACGAAAAUGGGUCGAAAGCCAAAUGAAAAAAGUAACUAGAGGUAUAAUCCAAUGUGUUUAAAUUUGCAACAUUAUUUUGUCAGUAUAAAAACAUAUUUUCCUAAAAAGUAUUUUAAUCUAAAGAAUGUUCGAUGUUUUUUAUCCUGCUUAACUAAUCUAGAAAUACCGCUUAAGUACGUAUUUUUAUCCUAGAAUCUAGGAUUACAGCAUCCCUAUGAGAUAUAUCUCUUAACCCAGUAGUCGCUAGAAAUAUGUGACCCCGGAACACAGUCUUCAAUUUUUGUUAUCAUAACGUUGAUAUCUUACAAGCUGAUAUAUUUAUGAUUUAGUCAGCGAUUACAUUAUUAUAAAACACGAAAUUUGUACUUUUGGACAAUAAGAGAUAUUCUAUAAAAACAGAUAUUUUUCUUUUCUGUGAUUUUUAAAUAAUUUUAAAUAAUCCAAUUCAGUUGCAUAAAGUUAGUUUAUGUAAAUGCAUAGUUUUGUUCAAUGUAAUACAGUGAUACCCAAUAACAGUAGAAUAUGAAGACAGUAUUUCAUCUCCUGUGUAAUUGACAAUUUCCUCGUAUCUUGAAUUUACUGUUCAUCUGAGUGUUCAAUGAACUAUUUAAAAUCAUGCUUGCGGUUAAAAGUCGUCUUCCUUUUCCACCGUUUUCAACGUAAAACAAAUUUAAAUUGGAUUAAAAAAAGUGUGCGUGAAAAAUGAGCUAUUCAUCAAAUCUCAGCAAAAAUUCUGAAAAGUCUUUAAAUAAAUAAUUCGCAAAAAAGUCUCAAACUUCAGUUUCAAAAUUUACAAAUCAUGACCUUUAGAAGGAUACACUUCUAUAAACCAGGUACUCCUGUACUGCAGUGUUUACUUUCCUCCCGCACAAAAUGUAAAUAAUCAAAUGAAUCCCAAGCUUGUCAGUAUUCCUCCCGUAAUAUGCAGUACACUUUUUGUAUUCACAAAUUUUGGGGAUUUCUGUUUUGGGGAUUUCUGUUUUGAAUAUUUCUGUUUUGAAUAUUUCUAGGCUGAAAUAGUGGUUGAAAACGAAUGGGGGGAAAAUACCCCUUAACUCCAGUACAAAUGUAGAAUAAGAAAAUUUUAAAUGUUUAAAAUAUUCCAUGUGAUUUAUCUUUUUAACCAUUUACCGUCAUUUGUCAAUAAUACUCAAUGUAGAUUAAAAUACAUUUAUUCAAUCCAAACUAAA
Eurytemora carolleeae is the source of this 2314-nucleotide messenger RNA. RefSeq names its product E3 ubiquitin-protein ligase HERC2. The record is from RefSeq and is a predicted model, not a curated record. Lineage: Eukaryota; Metazoa; Arthropoda; Copepoda; Calanoida; Temoridae.